Molecule: messenger RNA, 5780 nt
Organism: Loxodonta africana (African savanna elephant)
Lineage: Eukaryota; Metazoa; Chordata; Mammalia; Proboscidea; Elephantidae
Gene: DPP3
Product: dipeptidyl peptidase 3
Exons: 17
Coding region: 1915-3822 (635 amino acids)
Biological process (GO): proteolysis
Cellular component (GO): cytoplasm
Molecular function (GO): dipeptidyl-peptidase activity; metalloexopeptidase activity
Source: RefSeq, a predicted model, not a curated record
ACGAUGAAGGGCACAAAGCUCUCUCUCUCCAUUACUCGCUUAAGGAGUGGUCUGAGGAGGAGGAUUAGACCAAAAGUUAAAUAUAGGAACCUCCCCUCCGGAGCCUCAAUCUUCUCAUCUGUAAAAUAUACAUGAGGGCAGCCUGUCCUUCUCAGGGUUGGUGACCCACGCUUAGCCUGGUGCUUAAUUCCAAGAUAGAUGGUGGCUGCUGUGAGGGUAACAAGGGCCGUGACUAAAGGAAACAGCUCGGUGCUGUGGAGAUUGAGAGAAGGUAGAGGAAUGAGUUCAGGGUAGGAACGAGGAAGUCUGAGUCUCUAGACCAAAUCUUCCCCUUCCAUGUUGUGUGUCACUGGGUAGAAUGUUCCGCCUGUCCCUUAGUUUUUGUGAGUCUCUUAGCCAAGUGAUACUUGAAUGCAUUCUGAGCGUUCAGUGCAGCGUUCAGCGAUGCAGAAAUGCAGAAAGACACAGGAGAAAGCACGAAGAUCGCCUGUUCUCAGUGCCCUCCACAGAGGAAACCACUGGGGAUGGCGUGGUGUUCAGCCUUUAGUCCCGUCUGUGUAUUACAUACCUAUCCGUGUCCCUGCGCUCAGGCAUCAGUUCCUUGUUUUCUCUUUUAUGUACAUGAGGUCAUGCCCUCCAUGUCCUUCUGUGCCUUGCUUUUGUCACAGAACACCAUGUCUUGAAGACCUUGCAUGGGGUCCUUAUAAAUCCACCUCAUUCUUAUUGGCUGGAGCAUUCCACAGCAAUAUGCAUUGUUGUGAACUUAAUCUUUGUUGCUGGACAUUGACUGUUCCCAGUUUUUAUGACAAUUGGUACCCCGGCGAGUGCACUUUUGCACAUAUGUGAGGAGGAUCUAUUUCUAGAAGCAGAAGUGCUGGGUCAAAAGCUCUGUACCUUUACGACUGAUUGAUGCUGUUAAAUUAUCUUCCACAAAAGCCUCACCAAAUUACAUUCCCACUGAGAACAGAUGAGAAUAUGACCUGUUUUUCUAUAUGUCAAAUAAAGGGAUUGGAUUGCUGAUCUCUGAGCUGAGGUCCAGGGUGUUUCUUCCUCCUUGUUUGAACUUUGGACAACUACUUCCCCUCUCUAGGCCUUGGUUUUCCCAUUUAAAGAGCCGGUGUCUGGGGAAGUGCUUGAAAAUGGAAAAGUGCUAUCUAAGAUUCACUGUGUCCAGUGGGAUGCUUUGGUUUGCAAGUGACAGAAACCCAGCUCCAGUGGGCUUAAGUGAGAAUGAGAAUCAUUGGCUCACAUAACUGGAAAGCCCAGGAGUAGAGGAGGCUUCAGGCACAGCUGGAUUGAGGGGCUCAGUGACACCAUCAGGAUGCAGUGUUCAUCUCUCAACUUUGCUUUUUUUCCUCAUUCUAGUCAUGGAGCUCCAGGGGCUCCAGGCUUGAUGGUGCCUGAUAUAAAACAGAGGCUCUUUGCCAAGGGAAAUUUCCUGGAUAGGGCUUGUAUUGGCGAACUCAAACCUCAUGCCCAACCCGAAUCAUCCCUGUAGCCAGGGAAGGUGAUGUUCUGACUGACCAAGCCAGGUUGUGUAGCCACUCCUGGAACUGGGUGAGGUGCCCCCCAAGAGGAAGAUUGACGUCUUAAUACCAGAGGGAGAGAGACUAAUUUUGGGUCAAGAAAAGCAUAAAGUAGAUGACCAAGGCCCUUUCCAGCUCAGACACGUGAUGCUUCAGAUGCCAGCUGCUUGACAGGUUGGAGGGCCAAGGAUGUGGUUUCUGGAAAAAGAAGUGGUGUUUGAACCGGGCCAUUGAGGCCAGCUGGAAUGGCCACAGGUGGCAGAGAGGGAGCUGUGGAUGGAGGAGGCAGAGGUAACCAAGAGCCUGGGCAUGUUUGGGAGCUGUUGAGAAGACCAGUUUGGCCGGACAUCAGGCAUUCCUGGUCUAUGCUGCUGGUGUCUACUCCAACAUGGGCAACUACAAGUCCUUCGGUGAUACCAAGUUUAUCCCCAACUUGCCCAAGGAGAAGCUGGAACGGGUGAUCCUGGGGAGUGUGGCCGCUCAGCAGCACCCUGAAGAAGUCAAGGGCCUCUGGCAGACCUGUGGGGAGCUCAUGUUCUCUCUGGAGCCACGGCUUCGACACCUGGGGCUGGGGAAGGAGGGAAUCACCACCUAUUUCUCUGGGGAUUGUACCAUGGAAGAUGCCAAACUAGCCCAAGACUUUCUGGACUCUCAGAACUUUAGUGCCUACAACACGCGGCUCUUCAAGGAAGCCGGCCAGGAUGGGAAGGCUCGCUAUGAGGUGCGGCUGGCUUCCGUGCUUGGCACAGAGUCUUCUGUGGACUCUGAAGUGACUUCCAAGCUGAAGAGCUAUGAAUUCCAGGGGAGCUGCUUCCAGGUGACCCGGGGGGACUAUGCACCCAUCCUCCACAAGGUGGUGGAGCAUCUGAAGAAAGCCAAGGCGUAUGCAGCCAACAGCCACCAGGAGCAGAUGCUGGCCCAGUACAUGGACAGCUUCAUGCAGGGCUCCAUCGAGGCCCAUAAGAGGGGCUCCCGCUUCUGGAUCCAGGACAAAGGUCCCAUCGUGGAGAGUUACAUCGGGUUCAUCGAGAGCUACCGUGACCCCUUUGGUUCCCGUGGAGAGUUUGAAGGCUUCGUGGCCAUGGUGAACAAGGCCAUGAGUGCCAAGUUCGAGCGGCUGGUGGCAAGUGCAGAACAGCUGCUGAAGGAGCUCCCCUGGCCCCCAGCCUUCGAGAAGGACAAGUUCCUCACCCCUGACUUCACCUCCCUGGAUGUCCUCACCUUCGCCGGCUCCGGCAUCCCUGCCGGCAUCAACAUCCCCAACUAUGAUGACUUGAGGCAGACAGAAGGCUUUAAGAACGUGUCGCUGGGGAACGUGCUGGCUGUGGCCUAUGCCACGAAGCGGGAGAAGCUCACCUUCCUGGAUGAGGAUGACAAGGACCUGUACAUCCGCUGGAAGGGGCCUUCCUUCGACGUGCAGGUGGGCCUGCACGAGCUACUGGGCCACGGCAGCGGCAAGCUCUUUGUGCAGGAUGAGAAAGGAGCAUUCAACUUCGACCAGGAGACCGUGAUCAACCCAGAGACGGGGGAGCGGAUUGAGAGUUGGUACCGGAGCGGGGAGACGUGGGACAGCAAGUUCAGCACCAUUGCCUCCAGCUACGAAGAGUGCCGGGCUGAGAGUGUGGGCCUCUACCUCUGCCUCAACCCCCAAGUGCUGGAGAUCUUUGGCUUCGAGGGGGCUGAUGCGGAAGACGUGAUCUACGUGAACUGGCUCAACAUGGUUCGGGCUGGGCUGCUGGCUCUGGAGUUCUACACCCCUGAGGCCUCCAGCUGGAGACAGGCCCACAUGCAGGCCCGGUUUGUGAUACUGAAGGUCUUGCUGGAGGCUGGCGAGGGGCUCGUUACCAUCACUGCCACCACAGGCUCUGACGGGCGCCCGGAUGCCCGGGUCCGCCUUGACCGAAGCAAGAUCCGUUCCGUGGGUAAGCCUGCCCUGGAGCGGUUCCUGCAGAGACUCCAGGUGCUGAAGUCCACGGGGGAUGUAGCCGGAGGGCGGGUCCUGUAUGAGGGGUAUGCGGCCGUCACAGACGCACCCCCUGAGUGCUUCCUCACCCUCAGGGACACAGUCCUGCUGCGCAAGGAAUCUCGGAAACUCAUCGUUCAGCCCAACACUCGCCUCGAAGGCUCAGAAGUACAGCUUCUUGAGUACGAGGCCUCAGCUGCUGGCCUCAUCCGAUCCUUCUCUGAGCGCUUCCCCGAGGACGGACCCGAGUUGGAGGAGGUCCUCACCCAGCUGGCCACGGCCGAUGCCCGGUUCUGGAAGGCCCCCCGUGAGGUCCCAGCUGGCCAGGCUUGAGGAAGAUUCCUGUGGCCCUUCCCCCAACUCCCAUCAAAUCAAGGCUGCAGUGGCCCUCCUUUUGUGCGUGUAUUUUGAGGGACUAGGGGCAGGCAGGAGUUCAGACCUUGGUGCUACCUCUUCUGAGGGUGGUGACACUAAGCCCUUCCAUCUGUCAGCACUUCCCAGUUUACCAAGUGCUUCCCCUGUGACGAUCAGCACUGCCAGCCAGGGAGUGGGCAAAAUAGGGCUCCUUAUCCUGUUUUCAGAUGAAAUGGAACCUCUAAGAAGUGACUUGUCUAGAUCCUGCAGUUGGUACGUGACAGAGCCAGGACUCAAAACCUUCUCGUCAAAUCCAGUGCUCUUUAUGUGUUACUUUUAUAGACAGAAAAAUAAAUAUUAGAAACAACCACCAUCUUUGCCACAUGCACUAUUGCUCCUUGCCUCUGUCUUACUUCUAAUCUGCUCCUGAAAGGGUAGUGAAAUUAAGGCCUGGGGAGAGGACAGAACCAAAAACCAAACCAGUUGCCCUGGAGUCAAUUCUGACUGAUGUUGACCCCAUGCAUUGCAGAGUAAAACUGUGCUCUGUAGGAUUUUCACGGCUUUGACCUUUCAGGAGCAGAUUUCCAGGCCUUUCUCCUGGGCACCUCUGAGUGGGUUCAAAUCACCAACCUUUUAGUCAGUAGCCACGUGCUUAACUGUUGCACCACCCAGGAACUAAGGAGAAGACCACUGCCAAACCAAACAUGUUGCCAUUGAGUUGAUUCCAACUCACAAGGACCUAUAGGACAGUAGAACUACCCCACAGGGUUUCCAAGGCUGUAAUCUUUACAGAAGCAAACUGCCACAUUUUUCUCCCUUGGAGCAGCUGGUGGGUUCAAACCACUGGCCUUUUGGUUAGCAGCUGUCUUAGUUAUCUAGUGCUGUUAUAACAGAAAUACCACAAGUGGAUGGCUUUAACAAAGAGUUUAUUCUCUCACAGUCUGGUAGGCUAGAAGUCCAAAUUCAGGGCGCCGGCUCCAGAGGAAGGCUUUCUCUCUCUGUUGGCCCUGGAAGAAGGUCUUUUUCAUCAGUCUUCCCUUGGGCUGGGAGCAUCUCAGUGCAGGAGCCUUAGGUCCAAAGGAUGGGCUCUGCUCCCAGCACUGCUUUCUUGGUGGUAUGAGGUCCCCAUGUCUCUCUGCUCGCUUCUGUCUUAUAUCUCAAAAGAGAUUGGCUUAAGACACUAUCUAAUCUUGUAGAUCUCAUCAAUUUAACUGCCACUAAUCCAUCACUUUACCUCAUAGUGAUAGGAUUUACAACACAUAGGAAAAUCACAUGAGAUGAUGAAGCAGGCCGUCAUGGAAGAGUUAUCAAGGGUUAUUCCAAAAACCCAAAACCCACUGCUGUCGAAUCGAUUCCAACUCAUAGCAAGUCUGUAGGACAGAGUAGAACUGCCCCAUAGAGUUUCCAAGGAGCACCUGGCGGAUUUGAACUGCCGACCUCUGGGUUAGCAACCAUAGCACUUAACCACUACGCCACCAGGGUUUCCAAAUAAUCAAGGGUUAUUAACCAUCCCAUAAUACUUGUUUUUCAGAAAGGUCUGUUCUUGCUACAUUUUUGUUACAACUUUUACAGCACUUCACCAUGAUUGGUCGAAUUCCCAGGUUUCUUCUGGCACGAGGCCAAGGUGCAGGCGUACUGAGUCCAAAUCUACCUGCGACAUGACCUUCUUGGGGUGGCAGUAGGGAGUUGUCACCGUUUUUUCAGGGCUGUGCACGGUAUAUUUAGAGCUGUGCACAAAAAACCCCUUCACUAAAAUUAUGUGGACUGCGCACGCAUCAAAAGACUGAAGAUCCUCCCAUCACUGUUCAUGCAUAUGUAUGUCAAUCCCUAUAAAAGGAGCAAAUCUGCCCUGGUUCAGGGAGCUGGCAGCCUUAGGUUAUGAGACCCUACCUGUCUCCCAGUUUGCAAACUGUGAAUAAACUUUUCUGUUCUUCCAA